Molecule: messenger RNA, 951 nt
Organism: Pocillopora verrucosa
Lineage: Eukaryota; Metazoa; Cnidaria; Anthozoa; Scleractinia; Pocilloporidae
Product: adrenocorticotropic hormone receptor-like
Biological process (GO): G protein-coupled receptor signaling pathway
Cellular component (GO): plasma membrane
Molecular function (GO): G protein-coupled receptor activity
Source: RefSeq, a predicted model, not a curated record
AUGAACGAGACUGCUGAAUCACAUCACGAUGAACACGGACAUUUUGAAGGAAUUCCAGCAGCAUCAGUCACACUUUUGGCAGGAAUUUGUAGCGCUUUGCUUGGCUUCGUUUCAUUCGCAACAAACAGUGUUCUUCUAUGGACUCUUUUCAAAGAUCCGUACAUGUAUUUCCGAGUGCGCCCCACAACUUUCCUCGUGGUAAGCCUCUCGUUAAGUGAUUUACUUGGAGGGAGUUUCGCGCAACCUUUGUACUCAACAUACAUGCUUUGCCUUCCAUAUAAAGUCAAUUUACCAAGCCUACACAAGAUUUCUACUGUUUCUUCUCAUAUUAGCACCAAAAUAUCAAUUUCAACGGUCGUGGCGUUAUCAGUGGAUAGAUUUCUGGCUAUAAAGCUUAUUUGGAAGUAUAGGACGCUUAUAACAUUGCGAAAGGUCGUCAUAUGUAACAUUUUGAUAUGGCUCUUUUGUGGGCUGUUUGAAGCAUUGCACUCCAUAAGUACAUCAAAGGAAAUAUUCCACACAGUGGAUCUUCAUAUUCAGUCUACGGCUCCACUGACAAUACUUUGCGCUGUCAACGCAGCGACUUACAUUGAAUUCCGCCGAUAUUCAAGAAACGUCACGUUUCUGCAACAAGACAAUGGAGGAAGAUCGCGCGUUUUUGCUCGGAACAUCCGUGUGGAAAAAAAGAUCGUUUUGACAAUUAUUCUGAUCACAAUCGUGUUGUUUAUAUCAAUUAUGCCCUAUCUAAUUGUUACUAACUUGGAGGAGUGGUGUCCCAAGGAACAAAGCAAUGUGUGUGAUGGGCCAGCUUUUGAAAUAUCCAGAGCUCUAUCAAUGUCGAUGUUGUGCGUAAGCUGCGCUGUAAAUCCGUUUCUAUACGCGUGGAGAAUACCGCAGUAUCGACAAGCGCUAAGAGCUGUUUGCCGCACAACUUUCAGCAGGUUUGCUUGA